Molecule: messenger RNA, 2097 nt
Organism: Rodentolepis nana
Lineage: Eukaryota; Metazoa; Platyhelminthes; Cestoda; Cyclophyllidea; Hymenolepididae
Source: the annotation of a GenBank genome assembly
AUGACUGCCCUUUUAGUCAAUUUUCUCCUCUUCCUUACCAGUAUAUAUGCUAUUCAGGCUUCUAAUCUGCAUGUCAUCGGAAUUCGUGGCGCUAUCGAUGAUGCGGUUAUGCGCUUUGAACGCUCCCUGCAAAUCUUCAACUACAAAUACACAUUCGCAGAUCUCUCGGCGAGUGGCAAAGUGACUACGGAGAUUCCCUUUGCAGAUAAGGUUAAGGCUCUGAGAGAACUUGUCAGUGCAAUCGAUACCGAUUAUAUCCUCGUUCUCGACAGCCAUUCCUCGCUGUUGCUCAACACACCAUACGACUUUCUGAUUCAGGCUGAUAAAGUCGGUGCAGAUUUUCUCUUCGUUAAGAAAGACAAAGGCACUAGUAAAAACGUACCAGCUGAAGACGACAUCUUUGCUGGCAUGUUGUCUAAAACGGUCAAGCUAAAGGAAUUGUUGAAGACUUUACCGGAAGAUAUAUCUUCUGAGGAUCUGAUUGAUAAAUUCCUUUCAGAACUAUCGGAAAGCAACUCAAAAGUUGAAAUCGAUUAUGGUUGCGUUGUUUUCCAAUCCGUUGAUAAAGAUUCAGGAGACCACUUAAAAGUCCGAUAUGAUGAGGAUCGUGGCUUCGUGCAGAAUGUUCAUAAAGACUCCAUUCCAAUUGCUCUGAUUGCAGCAUCGGAUGGAAAGAAAAACUUGAAUGCUCUCUCAAACUAUUUGGCUCGAGCCUGGUCACCUGAAUCUGGUUGCCAGAUUUGCGAAGAAAAGCUUGACCUCUCUCAACUUGACGAAAGUGACUACCCUCUAGUUCAAUUGAGUGUUUUAAUUAACGAACCUACCCCUUUCUUGGAUGUAUUCUUUGAACAUCUGGCCAACUUAACCUAUCCAAAGAAUCGCAUCGAUCUGGUCACUUUCUGUUCUGUGGAGGCACAGAAACCAAUUAUCAAUGAAUUUAUAGCCAAGAAAUCGUCCCAUUAUCAUUCAGUGAAGGAAAUGAAACUUCCUGCUAGUGCAAGCCCUUACGAUGCCUUCCUUGAACUUUUAUCAUUCUGUUGGGAGAACACUGAAUGCAAUUACCUCUUUUAUGUUGAGCCUACUGCUCAGCUAAAUAAAAAGGAUACCUUGGAACAUUUAAUAUCCUCGAAGCGCAACGCUGUUGCCCCAAUGAUGACCCGCUACAGAAAAUUCUGGUCAACAUUCUGGGGAGCCCUAACCGAAGAGGGAGCCUAUUCUCGUUCCGACGAUUACUUUGACAUUGUCGAACGUCGUCAAGAAGGUCUAUGGAAUGUUCCAUUUAUUGGGGGAUCAAUCCUCUUCUCACGAUGGGCAGUUGAACAGUUGAAGGACAGCCUAGAAGAUAGUGGUUUCCUUCUAUAUGACAUUUCAAAUGCUGCUAUUCACCGCAAUCUUUUCCUUUACGUUGACAACCGUGAAGAAUUCGGUCAUUUAACAAAUCCAGAAACCUACAAUACAACCCAUCUACAUAACGAUUUGUGGCAAAUUUUUGAUAAUCCUUUGGACUGGGAAAAGAAAUACAUUCAUCCCCUUUACCACAAAUUUGUCAACGCCUCGAUAACUAAAGAGGACAUCGAACAACCUUGUACUGAUGUUUUUAUGCUUCCAUUGAUGUCAGAGACUUUCUGCAAGCAGCUCAUUGAAGAGGUUGAACACAUUCGCCAGUCGAUUAUUGGUCUUGAAAAUGGUAAAGAGGCAGCACCUAGCAACGAUAUUCAUAUGAGCCAGAUAGAUUGGGACAGUCACUGGAUACAAGUGCUACAGAAAUACAUUUAUCCCAUCCAAUUGAAACUCUGGGAAGGUUAUAGCGACAAGCCCACAGCAGAAAUGAACUUUGUUAGGCGUUACCAGCAAGGUGAACAACCUUAUUUGAAGAACCGUAAUGAGCUCUCAACUUACAACAUUGAUAUGCCUCUUAAUAGUGCUCAUGUGGACUACACCGGUGGUGGUGUGAGAUUCCCACGAUACAAUUGCUCUCUAGUUGAUACCCCUGCUGGAUGGCCUUUAAUCUUUCCAGGCCGCCUUACCCACAUCCACGAGGGUUUGGAGAUUACUGAUGGCAUUCGAUACGAUUUCGUUUCCUUUGUUAACCCCUAA